Messenger RNA from Cyphellophora attinorum, 699 nucleotides. RefSeq lists its product as uncharacterized. NCBI's taxonomy places the organism in Eukaryota, Fungi, Ascomycota, Eurotiomycetes, Chaetothyriales, Cyphellophoraceae. Gene Ontology annotation, molecular function: amino-acid racemase activity. The transcript has a single exon. The coding region runs from base 1 to 699 and encodes 232 amino acids. The record is from RefSeq and is a predicted model, not a curated record.
AUGAAGACAUGCGGCAUCCUUGGCGGCAUGUCCAGCCACAGCACUCAGAUAUACUACCGCGAGCUCUGCGCGCUGACCAGCUCACGUCUUGGGGGCCUCCAUUCUCCCGAUCUCCUGAUACGAUCUCUGGACUUCGACCAUAUUGCCCGUUUGCAGUCUGAGGGCAAAUGGGAUGAGCUCGGGGGCAUUCUCAACAAUGCCGCGGUCGGACUCGAGCGAGGUGGCGCUGAUCUGCUCCUUCUGGCCACCAACACGAUGCACAAGGUGGCAGAUCGAAUGAUGGCAGGCGUGACGAUUCCACUGUUGCACAUUGGAGACGCCACUGCUCUUGCGAUCUUGCGGGACAAAAGACAGCUCAGAAGACCCGGAUUGAUGGCCACAGCAUUCACGAUGGAGCAGAGCUUCUACGUGGACAGACUUGAGAAGCAUGGACUGGAAGCUGUCGUGCCCGAGAAGACGGAUCGAGACGUAACGCAUCGAAUCAUCUAUGAAGAAUUGUGCAAAGGCGUGAUCAGAAAAGAGAGUGAGGCAGAGUACGUCGCAAUUGCGCAGCGACUGAUCAAUGAUCAAGGCGCUGACUGCUUGAUCUUGGGAUGUACAGAGGUCGGCAUGCUGUUGAAUAGUGGCAAUGUCAAGGUACCAGUCUUUGACACAACGCUGAUUCACUGUGAGGAGGCACUGCGAAUGAUGCUGGGGUAG